This is a messenger RNA of Geodia barretti, 264 nucleotides long. The record is from the annotation of a GenBank genome assembly. NCBI's taxonomy places the organism in Eukaryota, Metazoa, Porifera, Demospongiae, Tetractinellida, Geodiidae.
CAGGUAUUGUAUAGCUGUGACAAUGGUUCCAGCUACAUUGGUAGCUGUGACAGUGAGUGUGUAGAUAGUGGAGGGGUCCAACUGGUGGAUGGUGUAGGUAGUGCCAGACAGAGGACCACUGGUGCUCUCAGUGCCUCUGUCAGUGGGUCUCCAGACCAUCUCCCAACUGGCCACCAUCCCAAUGGACACACUCCAGGAGAGGGAGAUGGAGGUGGCUGCUAUGGAGCUCACUGACACCAGCACCUGCCCUGGAACUGGGACUAG